Molecule: messenger RNA, 7209 nt
Organism: Paramuricea clavata
Lineage: Eukaryota; Metazoa; Cnidaria; Anthozoa; Malacalcyonacea; Plexauridae
Source: the annotation of a GenBank genome assembly
GUAAGGAUCGUCCCUUAUUGAUUCAGUGUUACUACAGGAGGAAACCUAAACUAAACUAACUUUAAUUAUACUGGAUAGCUCUAUCAGUUCUAAACUGUUCUCCCUAGAGGUCCAGUAAGAGCCGUAUCGUUAUAUUGAUCCAGUGUUACUACAAGAGAAAACCUAAACUAACUUUAUAAUCUAGGAUUAAACUAAACAGUAAAUUAAGAUUAAAGUUGAUCGGCUUACAAACAAAUCCGUUGUGUUGUUAUUUACAUUUGCCGUCUAAUUCCAUGACAACGGCAAUUAGAACGGAUGUAAUUUGAUACACUACAUUAUUAAUAUAAAAGCAUUGCAAAAGAUCAAGUACAUUGCAAAAACUUUUGAUCUUUCGGGGACAAAACCCGAAGACAUGGCAACGCUACACGAAAUGGCGACAGACAGGAGACGUUUAAGCCGAGGAAAGUUAAUUUCGGACAGCUUGAACGAUCUACCUCGUACAAGUCGCUACGCUUUUGACGGUUCGAAACCAACUUCGCGACAAUCGCUGCACAGUCGAUGCGCCAGCUUUCCUCAACGUUCAAGCAAAAGUCCUUUCUUCGUACGGCAUAAUCCGCAUCCCAAAAGAGUUAUCCAUCUGAAAGGACUACUAGACGUUCCCGUUUGUACGGUUAUCGACAGCAAUUCGCACGAAGACCCGGCAAGGUUUUUGGUGAGAACGCCGGCUUUGCCCAGCGAAGGACCUGCUCGACUCCGAGGGCUUCGAAUGCCUUUAAAUGCGACUUCGUUUGUAACUUGUAAAGAGAAAGCUGUACCAGGGAUUGGCUUGGGUAAGGACUCUUAAUACGUGUGUAUUUCGCGUAGAGUUUGAAGGUUUUGCAAAUAAGUUUUAUGAAGUUUUAUUUGAUCGGGAAUUAUCGACUUGCCUUUUGUGUUUGCGAAGCGUGUAACCAUAGAAACGUGUCUGACUUUUGACGCUUUUGUGGAUAUAUUUCUUGAAAUGUUUAUAUGAAUAAGUCAAUGUUUAAUUUUAUAGCUGUUAAAUGUUUACGUUGGAAAAUGCAGUCAAAUAUUUGUGGUUGGAUAGAAAAUAUUAUAAUUGGCAUGUGCCUGUUUUCGCAAUAUUUAAAAAAUAUUUUGACGUCUAAUUAGCACUGAAUAUUAAAAUAUAGGCCAGUUGGUAGCAUGAUGGAACCGGUGGGCUAAGGGGACUACGGCCCCCCCCCCUUAAAGUAGAAGUAAGGGGGCUAAGCCCUUGAAGAGUGGGGGGAUGCAAAGGUGUCAGAUUCUUUGCUGUCUGAAAAUUUGAAUGAAAAAUAGAAUUGCCUCGAAUGCCAUUUCAGAGACACUAGAUUUCAAAAUUUUCUGGGGAUGUGUGCCCGGCCCGGACCACACGAUUUUGUCUAGAUUCUCGACCGAACAAACCUGUUGCCUAUAUAUGGGUUGGCUGACUGAUUCGCUAAACCAAGCAAAGGGUGACUGUUUGAUGGACCACCCAGACUGACUUAUGCCGAUCAUUGUUUAACACUUUCCUUAGUGCCGAUUACACAGACAUGGAGAGAAGAGCUUGCGAGGUUAACAGAGGCAGCAGGACUUAGAAAACGUCAUCCAAUCAUUAGUAAGACUGGACUUCUGCAGCCACCAGGGUCACGGCAGAGUGACAGACCAAUUGCAUCAAGGGAAGGUGUGAAUGGUGAUCUACCACCAUCAAGGAAUGGUGAGAUAUUAAUGACCAGAAUUGUCAUUCCACCAUCUUGGCUAUAUACUCUCAUCACCAUCAUGACUAUUAUCAUCACCAUCAUCACUUUACUAUAAAUAUAUUAUCACCAGUCCGUCAUUACCACUGCCAUCAACACCAUCAUUAUACUACCAUUAUCAUCAUCACUACCACCAUUCUCAUCACCAUCCUCAUCACCACCAUCCUCUUCAUAACCAUUAUCAUUAACCAUCACCACCACCAUGAUCAUCACCAUCCUCAUCAUCACCAUCAUCACCAUCAUCACCAUCCUCACCAUCAUCAUCACCAUCAUCAUUGGCAUUAUCAUCACCACCAUCCUCAUCAUAACCAUUAUCAUUAACCAUCAUUAUUCAUCACCAUCCUCAUCACCAUAAUCAUCAGCAUCAUCACUAUCAUCAUCAUCAUCACCACCACCAUGAUCACCAUUAUCAUUAUCACCAUCCUUAUCAUAACCAUCAUCAUCAUUAUCAUCACCACCACCAUCAUCAUUAUCAUCACCAUCAUUAUCACCAUCCCUAUCAUAACCAUCAUCACCACCAUUAUCAUUAUCAUCACCAUCAUUAUCACCAUCCCUAUCAUAACCAUCAUCACCACCAUUAUUAUUAUCAUCACCAUCAUUAUCACCAUCCCUAUCAUAACCAUCAUCACCACCAUUAUCAUUAUUAUUAUCAUUAUUAUCAUUACCACCAUCAUCAUCACCACCACCAUCAUCAUAUCAUCAUCAUCAACAACAUCAUCAUCAUAUCAUUAUCAUCAUCAUCACUAUCACCGUGAUCAUAUCAUCAUCAUCAUCACCCUCAUCAUAACUAUACUCAGACUUCCAUCCCAUCAUAUCUCAUUGUCAGGUGAUAAACCCAGAACUCCAGGCAAUCAGGAAACUCCACCAGCAUCUCGACAGUGUUCUCGUCAAGCUUCAGACAGACCGCUGGAACACAUCAUCUCAGUGACAGACAACGAAGGCUGGGUAAGAAAAAUUAAUUCUUUCUACAAAUCUCUGACACUGUUCGAUUGGUAUCAGGCUUUAAUUUGUUUUGCUUAUGCUAGGUGAUGGAAACAUUAUGCAAUAUUUUACAAACGGAUUCAAUCACCGCUGUACAAUCUUGGCUUGUGAAUGCGCCCGGUAGAGGUAGGAUUUUUAAUACAUCUAUACGCUCGCGAAUAUUCUGCGCAAAACGACAUUUCUAUAUCUUGAUGUUUGUUGUGUUACUCUGAGUGUAUAUCCACACCGGGAAAGCUGAAAAGUUUGCCUGACCUUGGUGGGAAUCGAACCCGAUACUAGUUCAAUACUCUACCAACUGAGCUACGUGGCCAAGUCGGUUCCAGUUGGUGAUAUUUCGGAACUGAGUCUAGUUCCUUCGUUAUCAAUGAUAUUCUAAGAUAUGAUGCUUUUGUGUGUUGGUGUUAUGUACUCAGGUGAAUAUGAUGUUUGUGGUGUUACUCUGAGUGUGCAUCCACACCUGGCAAGCUGAAAAAUUUGCCUGACUCGAACCCUAUCGCCCAUAUUCUAGAAACUCGCUCACACUCAAUGAGUGGAGGUUCAAUCUGAGCUUCUCUUGAGUGUCAGUGCUGUUUCUGAAUAGUUGGAGAGUUAGUAGUCACCGAGUUAGGUAUGACACUAGCCCUCCAGUACUGGCACUCGCGAGAAGCUCAGAUUGAACCUCCACUCAUUGAGGUUGACUGUGUGUGAGCUUUUAGAAUACGGGCGUAUUUCUAUGUCUUAAUAUUUUCAAUUUCAGAAAAGGAACUUGUCCUAGAUAUGAUUCGCGCGAUAUCGACAUCAGACUAUGAGUUCCGCGAAGGCUAUCAACAGGCAGUGCGCUCGCCUAUAUACGAAGAUCAGUUACUCCAACACGAAAGUACGCUUGAUAUUGACGCCAUAAGAGAGUUUAAUGAAACUCAUGGUAGGAAAUCCAACAGAGAUCAAGAAAUUUUUAAAGAGGAGCGGCAAACAACUCCUGCAGUUGAAGAACUACAAAAACCAAGGUCCGAUUAUAAUUUCACCUUAGUGACACCGUAGAUCAAUAAGAGAUGGUCUUUACUGGAUCUUUCUUUACGAAGCAAAUUUUAGCCAGAACUGACAGAGCUAUCCAUUCCUACUGUAGUAACACUGGAUCAAUAAGAGAUGAUCCUUACUGCACCUCUGGGAAGAACAGUUUUAGAACUGAUAGAGCUUUCCAGUAUAAAUAAAGUUAGUUUAGUUUAGGUUUCCUCCUGUAGUAACACUGGAUCAAUAAGAGAUGAUCCUUACUGGACCUCUAGGAAGAAUAGUUUAGAACUGAUGGAGCUAUCCAGUAUAAAUAAAGUUAGUUUAGUUUAGGUUUCCUCCUGUAGUAACACUGGAUCAAUAAGAGAUGAUCCUUACUGGACCUCUAGGAAGAACAGUUUAGAACUGAUGAGCUAUCUAGUAUAAAUAAAGUUAGUUUAGUUUAGGUUUCCUCCUGUAGUAACACUGGAUCAAUGAGAGAUGAUUCUUACUGGACCUCUAGGGAGAACAGUUUAGAACUGAUAGAGCUAUCCAGUAUAAAUAAAGUUAGUUUAGUUUAGGUUUCCUCCUGUAGUAACACUGGAUCAAUAAGAGAUGAUUCUUGCUGGACCUCUAGGAAGAAUAGUUUAGAACUGAUAGAGUUAUCCAGUAUAAAUAAAGUUAGUUUAGUUUAGGUUUCCUCCUGUAGUAACACUGGAUCAAUAAGAGAUGAUUCUUACUGGACCUCUAGGAAGAACAGUUUAGAACUGAUAGAGUUAUCCAGUAUAAAUAAAGUUAGUUUAGUUUAGCUUUCCUCCUUGAAGUAACACUGGAUCAAUAAGAGAUGAUCCUUACUGGAUCUCUAGGAAGAACAGUUUAUAACUGAUAGAGCUAUCCAGCAUGAAUAAACUAAAUGUGAUUUAGGUUUCCUCCUGUAGUGACACUGGGUUAAUAAAAGAUGGCUCUUAGUGGACCUCUAGGGAGAACAGUUUAGAAGUGAUAGAUCUGUCCAGUAUAAAUAAAGUUAGUUUAAUUUAAGCGGGUUCCUCUCCAUAAUGUACUUUUUGUUCAUGCAGAACAUCGGCAUCCCAAAAUGGAGUGAAGGCUGCGAACGAUUGGAUUGCGAGCGAAUUAAAACCCAGUUCUCCUUUUAAACCUCGACCUGGCACAACUGACGCUCAGAUAGAAGGUAUGUAUUUACAGUAGGAUUCUAUGGUUUGUCCACCUUUGGGAAACAUGGCUAGGAAACAAUGUUUCCUGGUUUGUCCACCUUUGGGAAACAUGGCUAGGAAACAAUGUUUCCUGGUUUGUCCACCUUCGGGAAACAUGGCUAGGAAACAAUGUUUCCUGGUUUGUCCACCUUUGGGAAACAUGGCUAGGAAACAAUGUUUCCUGGUUUGUCCACCUUUGGGAAACAUGGCUAGGAAACAAUGUUUCCUGGUUUGUCCACCUUUGGGAAACAUGGCUAGGAAACAAUGUUUCCUGGUUUGUCCACCUUUGGGAAACAUGGCUAGGAAACAAUGGUUUGCCCACCUUCGGGAAAACACUCCUACGUGUGUUUUAAAUAGUACUUCAAACAUUUAUUAUAGUAAUCAAAUUGCUUGCCGCUCAUUCUUGAGCUAAAAUUCAGAGCGCGUCUUUGAACUGGCCUCGUCAUAGAUCUAGGCCUUUCUAAUGAGUCUAGGAAGACGUAACAGACGAUAUUUGACAAUUGUUUUGUUUUAGAAAUACGCAGUAAACUCGAGUCGCGUUGUUCACCUCGCGUGUUCUCGCAUCAAAGCCGCGUGCCUCCUUCCCGACAUUCAUCGCGUGCCGUCUCACAACAAAGUGUAUACGUUCCUCCAGCCCAGUCCCUGGACGCCGCGGCGCAGAGACCGCCCACUCACCAGUCCAUCAAGUCACAACAGAGCGUUCUGAAAAGCAUAUUGGAAUAUAAACCCGAAAAAGAAUAAUGACAAAUCGAGGUCUCACUUCAAGCUAAUUUAGCAUAAAGGAUUUUUGCAGUCCGCCUUGUUCUUAACAAGCGCCCUAAAGAGAGGCCGUCACCCCCCUGAAAACAUGUUGAAAUUUAAUGUUCCAGGGGGGUGAGUGCAUCUCUUUAGGGCACAUGGCCGCAAAACUCGUAAAAAUAUCGCGCGCAACAGGUUUGUAGCAAGCUUGUCAACAAGUUGUAACAAUGCUGUUAUUUUAUCAAGUUGCUACAAGGUCGUCACUCAGACACUCAAACUUGUUGCCAAAUUGUUGAAUUGCAGGACGAGAACUUGGAACACCUUGUAACAAGUCUAUUGAGCUCAACAACCUUGUAGCAAGAUGUCAACAAGCUGGGAACAAGCAGUGCGAACACAUCCUGUUGACAAGUUGUUGGAAUAGCAUUGCUACAAGUCUGCAGCAGGUUUGUUACAACUUGUGCGUUUUUACGUGUGUCCCCUACAGCAGUUUUUUUGCGAAGUGAGACCUCUGUAUGUAAUUACUCUGUGAACCGGUGAUCGACUCUACAGACGCAAAAAUCUCACAUCUUGUAGCAAGUCUGCCAACAAGCCGUCAACAAGUUGUGUUCGCACUGCUUGUCCCAAGUUGUCAACAAGUUUGGAACAAGCGUUAACAGCUUGUAACAACCUUGUUGAUAUCAUCAGACUUGUUGCAAGGUUGUUCCAACAAGUCCGAUACAGUCAUGAUAUAACAGUAUAACAAUAUUGUUACAACCUUGUGUCAUAGACCUUGUAACAUUCUUGUUAUAUCAUAACUGUAUCGGACUUGUUGGAACAACCUAGUAACAAGUCUGAUAAUGCCAUCAAGCUUGUUACAAGUUGUUAACAACUUGUUACAACAACUGGGAACAAGCAGUGCGAACACAACUUGUCGACAGCUUGUGAACAGAUUUGUAACAACUUGUUUGCAAACCUGUAACAACUUGUGCGUUUUAACGUGUAUACAUUUAUCACAACUUGUCAACAAGAUGUGUUCGCAACAGGCUUGUAGCAAGAUUGUCAACAAAUUGUAUCAAUGUUGUUAGUUUAUCAAAUUGCUACAUGCUUGUCACUCACAAACUGUCAACAAGUUGUUGACUUGCAGGACGAUAACAAGUUGUUGGAACAACUUGUAACAAAUCUGUCGAGUUUAACAACCUUGUAGCGAGCUUGUCAACAAGUUGUAACAAUGUUGUUAGAUUAUCAAGUUGCUACAAGGCUGUCACUCACAAUGUGUUGAAUUGCAGGACGAUAACAAGUUGUUUGAAGAACUCGUAACAAGUCUGAUGAGUCAACAACCUUGCAAACAAGUUUGAAUUGAAUUGUGUUUUUUUAAAACUGCGUAAAAAUCUCAGCUUGUCAACAAGAUGUGUUCCCAGUUGUUGACAAGUCUGGAACAAGUUGUUAUCAUCUUGUAACAAGGUUGACGAGGCCAACAGACUCGCAACAAGUUGUUCCAACAAGUCUGAUAUCGUCUGCACGUAACAAGUUGUUAACAAGUUGAUGACAACAAGCUCGUAGCAACUUGUUACGAACAGCCUGUAUUAGUCUUGUUGGAACAA